Messenger RNA from Aplosporella prunicola CBS 121167, 549 nucleotides. RefSeq lists its product as uncharacterized. The record is from RefSeq and is a predicted model, not a curated record. The transcript has a single exon. The coding region runs from base 1 to 549 and encodes 182 amino acids. NCBI's taxonomy places the organism in Eukaryota, Fungi, Ascomycota, Dothideomycetes, Botryosphaeriales, Aplosporellaceae.
AUGGCUAGGCUGAUAAAGCUUGUAUCGAAGGCCGUGCAACGAAGCAUGUCUCCCAUAGGCGACCGUCCAGUAACAGGUACGAAAAAAGAGCAGCUAGAAGAUGGCAGGCGAUCCUCAGCUUGCAUUCGACUUGGCCAGUUUCGAUGGAACCAUUCAGCUUUACAUAGCGCUCUUGGCAGGCUCCGCGGCCACCGACGUGGUUGCUUGGUGAACUCGUCUAUACCGUCCAUCUACGCUACACGCUUAGCGGAGUUGUAUAGAAAUCGUGCAGCCACAACGAAGUUGAUGCGGCAGGCUAAAUUCCGCCUUUUGAGUCUUGCAUACAAUGCCAGCCUCGCGCCUGACGAUGGUUUCUUCCGUCUUCCCAACGCAUCGAGUUCCGCAGGCGGUAUAGGCUCUUUGCCAUGGAAGCAUUCGAAUACACCAUUUUCGACCACCGCUAAGACACUUGCCUACUGGAGAUUGUGUCCAGCGCUCACAUCGACGAGAUACAUUACACCAGCUGUCCAGGACGACAUAGAAAGCCAAGAAGCUCUCUCGUAUUGCUGA